This is a messenger RNA of Misgurnus anguillicaudatus (oriental weatherfish), 1829 nucleotides long. The record is from RefSeq and is a predicted model, not a curated record. NCBI's taxonomy places the organism in Eukaryota, Metazoa, Chordata, Actinopteri, Cypriniformes, Cobitidae.
UGCGCAUGCGUAGUGCUCACAGCUUUCGGGGCCUGCAGUAGUGGGGCCAUCAGCUCGUCAUGGCGCGGUUCGGUGUGUUCUUGCUCCCGCUGUUACUAUCGUUCGCCGUUCAGUCCGUCGUGUCGAUCUCGUUUUACCUGCCGGUGCGCAGCAGAAAGUGUUUGCGGGAGGAAAUUCACAAAGACGUGCUCGUUACCGGCGAAUACGAUAUCAGCGAGCAGCCCAACGCGAAAACCAACCUGAAGAUCACGGAUUCAUCCGGACACAUCCUCUACUCAAAAGAAGAUGCAACUAAAGGCAAAUUCGCCUUUACCACAGAGGAUUAUGACAUGUUUGAGGUGUGCUUUGAGAGCAAAUCUCCCAUAGGAACUGGAAGGGUUCCAGACCAACAGGUCAACUUAGACAUGAAACAUGGCGUUGAGGCCAAAAAUUAUGAAGAGAUUGCCAAGGUAGAAAAACUAAAGCCCCUGGAGGUGGAGCUCCGUCGGCUGGAGGAUCUGUCCGAGUCCAUUGUCAAUGAUUUUGCUUAUAUGAAGAAGAGAGAGGAGGAGAUGAGAGACACGAACGAGUCCACCAACACACGUGUGCUGUACUUCAGCAUCUUCUCCAUGUGCUGUCUCAUUGGUCUGGCUACGUGGCAGGUGUUCUACCUGCGCCGUUUCUUUAAGGCCAAGAAGCUCAUUGAGUAAAAUCUGCCUGAACAAUCAGGGACCCAGAACUUCUUCCUUACAUCAGAACCUCCGGCCCCUGACAUUUGCUUUGCCUCGGCAAUUCGUUCAUGUUGCCGCUGGCGACCUGAAGUUUAUCGGAAGUGGACGUGCAUCAGGGAAUUCUCUGGGAAUGAUUGAUGCUUGGCGGCCAAAUUGUCUUUGAUACAAACUCGCUCAGUAUAGUUUGGGAAAACAUCUAAAGUUUUUUUUUUGUUUUGUUAUUUUUGCGAUGUUUUGUAUUUAUAUUAAAUGACAGCACAAGCCCCUGUAACAGUUAAGAGAUCUGAAACUGUUCCGUGAGAGAAACUAAGAACUACUUUUGUUUUUCAUUGAAUGUGUGUGAGAUAAUUACAAUUAAUUCAUUGCUUACAUUUAAUCUGUUUUGGAGAAAGUCUGCUAUUAUUUGGAAAGAAUGAUUGUGUCAGCCUUUGCUUGCAAAGUUCUUAUGAACAGAUUGUAGACUGAUGUAUUUAACUGUCUUAUUCUUUAUAAAAACGUCAUGUUUGGACUUGCAAGGCCAUUUUAAUAUUCAAAUUGAAGUCCCACACCCUAAGAUUGAAGAAAGUAAACAUCAGCGCUUCAAGCUGUCGUCUAUCAUUCUAACUUUAAGAAAUGGAUUUACUUAAUUUUUUAACUGUUUUAUUUUGUAAGACAGCAUCUCUUUUUAGUUUGUGUAUGUGUACAAUCUCGUUUAUGGGAAAGUUUAAUUUUGUUUUCUUGAUUUUUAGUUGUUGGUUUCGCCACAGAUUAAAAUAAACCUUCAGUCCAAAAGAACUUGUAGUAGGCUUAUGGUUAAAGUUGAUUUAAAAUACCAUUGCUGGUCUGUAAGUUCUGGGAAUAUUUAAGUUUUGCUUUGUUACAGGAUCUACCUGUAGUUUGACAUAACUCAACAAUACUUUCAGUUAGUAUUUCCUCUUCUUUUGAAAUGUAUUGAUGGAUUAGUGGUUACACGCGUCUCGGGUGGAAGGUUAGAACCUGAUUUAUUUCCAGAUGUUUCAUUUUUUGUUCCAGUGUUAAAUCAUUUUUAACAGCAAUGUUUUUCUUCUAAUUAUUUUUUGGUGGAAGUGGAUUUCAGAAAUAUGAUUGGCUUGUCAUUCAAUAAAAAUUGUUAGUAAAGUA